Messenger RNA from Procambarus clarkii (red swamp crayfish), 1018 nucleotides. The record is from RefSeq and is a predicted model, not a curated record. NCBI's taxonomy places the organism in Eukaryota, Metazoa, Arthropoda, Malacostraca, Decapoda, Cambaridae.
CCUGGCGCUACAGGAGUUAACACAGGGGUGCACCUCACCAGUGGGAGCGGAUGAUGCGGUGUGAUGGCCUACCGGACCCGACCAGCGUCCCGGAGAUGAACCGGUAUCUGAGCCUUUGGAGGGCAGACCUGGACACCGGUACCCUCCAGGGGGCGCUCGCCAAGACCGACCAGGUCAUCCACGUGAUUUCUGAGCUCGAGGGUGUGAUGGAGGAGACGAAGGAGGCCACGGAGAAGCAACUUCGGGAUUGGAGGGAGAUCUGGCUGGAACUGCAGGAGGCGCAGAAGGAGAAACUGAACGAGGCUACGUACCACCAGCUGCUGGACCUGCGACCUCACCUCGACCAUGAGACAAUGGUGUACUCGUUCUUCACCUCCUCUCCGCUGGUGUCUCUGGCUCUCUGGAGUAACACGACCAGGUCCCCCAAGAACAACUCCCACGAGGUGAAGGAGUUGGGGUUCACCUUCACACUACCAGCGGACCUAGUGGAGGCGGACUGCGUGGUCCGGGUCAUGAGGACAGAGUAUGACCACUAUUCCAAGUUCGCGCGAACGUUCAACCCCCCGUUGGUGCAGGAGAAGGAUAUUACUCUGCUGGAGGAUGGAGGAGAGGAGGAGGAAGCUACUCCAGAGGAACAACCUCCGCCCAAAGAGACCGCUGGGUCCAGCAAGCCUGAGGGAGACGGCAAAGAGAAAAUGGGGGCGCCGCCUGUGGUGGUGAAGAGACAGAAGCCACCCCACCUGACGGAGACGGCGCCAGGUGAACUGAACCUUCGGCGGUACCGCAUCCAGGGCGGCGUGUACACCAUCGACCUGCUGGAGGUACCACCUCAGCCCAGGGUCAUCGCUGACUGUACCAUCACACAAGGUCAGUACCCACCUGGUUAUUGUCCAGGGGUCAGUACCCACCUGGUUAUUGUCCAGGGGUCAGUACCCAGCUGGUUGCUGUCCAGGGGUCAGUACCCAGCUGGUUACCGUCCAAGGUCAGCAUAUUAAUUCGAGUUCUGACUUAAUUAUUU